AUGCAGAAGGUGUGGAGGGAUGCGUUUGCCAAAUGCUCCUGUAUAGAUGCUGUAGCCUCUAGAGAUGGCUUUCUGGGUAAUGUGAGAUUAGCCUCCCGAAAGAGUGUCACUGUUCCCCCAAGCAGUGAGUUGUUGGUGUGGGGGCGGGCUGAGAGUGAGCCACGUGGGGCAAACUACUGCGCCAUGGUAGAAGCUAUGCCUGAUGCUGGUGCCAUAGGUGUCGCCAAAUCGCUGGUUGUAGUGAAGGAUGGGAGUCUGCCCCUCCGUGUCUGUAACCCUCAUUCCUACAGCGUCUCUUUAAGUCGGUUUGAGAAGCUAGGGCGGCUGUCCAGUAUAGAGGAUGGGGAUGUGCAUGGGGCUGAGGAUCUCUGUCUGUCCCUGGUAGAGGAGGGUGUUGUAGAAGUGUCUCUGAUUAAUACAGCAGUCUCCCAUCCAGGCCCAGAACUGCCACCAGAAGUUGGAGACCUAAGCGAUCGGGCAGACCUAACGGCGCAACAACGGGAGCAGCUACGCACCCUACUGGCCAAGUGGGAGAAAGUGUUUGCUCAACAUAAGGACAAUUUUGAAAGGACCAACCUCGUGCAACACAAAACUCCAACUGGAGACUCCGCCCCGGUCAGGGAGAGGUACAGGCCCAUCACACGCUACUUCCGCCACUCCCGGCGGGCGCCACCGCAGGCCAGGAUUCUGGUCUAA
Molecule: messenger RNA, 696 nt
Organism: Knipowitschia caucasica
Lineage: Eukaryota; Metazoa; Chordata; Actinopteri; Gobiiformes; Gobiidae
Source: the annotation of a GenBank genome assembly